AUGAAAAUCAUUCACCAAUUUCGGCUAUGUAUUUUGGCAAUUUGCUAUCUCAUCCAUAUCACUUAUACAUCUGAAUCAGACAAUUUCUACUAUUCAAAUACUGUCCCAGAAGCGACAAACAAAUUCGCCGUGGCAUGUCUCAAUGCCAAAGGUUCACUCGAAUAUUUCGAUCAUCCUUCCAAAGGUGUCAAUGGCGAGCAAUUGCAAGCAACCGUGUGCGCACUGGGCAGUCCACAAGCACGUUCAAUCAUCUAUACUAUCUCAGGGACACACGGCAUAGAAGGUUUUGCUGGAUCGAUGGCUCAAAUUAGUAUGCUUCGCAUGCCAUCGUCAACAUUUGGUGAUAAUGUUCGAGUUAUUCAUUUGCACAUGAUCAAUCCCUAUGGUGCUUCUUUUAUCUCAAAAGAGAAUGAACAAAAUGCUGAUCAAUUGAAAAAUGGAGCUCAAUAUUAUAGUCUCAAUUAUGAUAAUCCAAUACUACAACGUUUGAUUGAUGGGAUCGAUUUACCGAAUUUAUCAAAUUCAACAGUUCAACAACAAGCAUUUGCCCUGUUUGCUCAAUUGUAUACUGAAUAUGGCGAGAAUGCUGUCAAUACAGCGAUGAAAACUGGUCAAGGUAAACGACCACAAGGUAUUGCCUAUUUUGGACCGUCCAAAUCAUGGUCUAGUGAAACUAGUGAACAAGUAGUCAAUAAAUAUUUGCAAAAUGCUGACAAUAUUCUUCUGAUUGACUGGCACACGGCAGUCGGUUUAUAUGGUAAUUGGACUUAUUUACCACUAGAUAACGACUCAACCAUGACAUUUAAACGCUGGAUUCCAGAUGCUCCAACUGAACCCAAUGAUAUAGUCGUAGCGACCGGCGGUGAAUUGCCUUACAGUUAUAUUAAAACGAUAUCAGGUGCUAAACGUAUGAUUCGCGUCUUCUGGGAAGCUGGUACUUACCCCGUGACACCAAAUAUCAAUGCAAUGUUUUUUCUACGACUUCACUGUCGCUUUUAUCGUAAUGCCACCGAACCGUUUUGUCAAGACAUCAUUUCGCAGACCAAGGAGUAUUUCUACCCACAAGGAGCUGAUUGGAAAAGAUUAACUUAUAAUGCGGUCAAUGAGUAUCUUCCACGAGUAGUAUCUGGUUUUGUUGCCGAAGUUAGCAAUGGAACACCCGUGUUAAGAUUCCAUUUUUUUACGAUGACUGGACUGCUUCUCUGCCUUCUCCAAUCUACUAUUCAACUGACUCGUUGA
Messenger RNA from Adineta steineri, 1239 nucleotides. The record is from the annotation of a GenBank genome assembly. NCBI's taxonomy places the organism in Eukaryota, Metazoa, Rotifera, Eurotatoria, Adinetida, Adinetidae.